This is a messenger RNA of Platichthys flesus (European flounder), 4816 nucleotides long. RefSeq names its product smoothelin b (gene smtnb). The record is from RefSeq and is a predicted model, not a curated record. Lineage: Eukaryota; Metazoa; Chordata; Actinopteri; Pleuronectiformes; Pleuronectidae. Bases 268 to 3438 code for a protein of 1056 amino acids. The transcript has 20 exons. Gene Ontology annotation, molecular function: protein binding. Gene Ontology annotation, cellular component: microtubule organizing center; filamentous actin. Gene Ontology annotation, biological process: actin cytoskeleton organization.
AGCGCGUGCGUGUGUGGUUUGUUUCCCCUGCGACUCCACAGACGAACAGUGGAUCAUGAUCUCCUCCGCGAGCAGGACACCACUGUACCUCCGCUGACCCAGAACCAGCUGCUCUGACUGAAGACUGAACCGAACACAAAGAGGAAGAAGAAGAGAAGUGAAGAAGAGAAGAAGAAGUCGUGCAGGUGGUUCGUGUUUGUUGAAGCGGACACACAGACACACACAGUCCGGGACCUGCUCGUCUCAGCCGGCUUGGCGAACAGGAAGAUGUCGGUGGAGAGUUACUCUGCGCUGGAUGAGUCCUCUCUGCGAGCUCUGCUGGAUGGAACCGUGGAUCUGGAUGAGAGACGACUCAUCCGUUCAGCCAUCCGGGAGCUGAGGACGAGGGAGAUCGAGGACAUGGAAGCCGCUCUGGCCAGCAAGAGAUUUCGACCCACACGCCUCAAACAGCAGGAGGACAAGGAGAACCAGCACAGGUCAGAAUCGAAUGAAAACUUGGACAUACUGUCACAAAAGCUCCAGUCGAUCCAGGACAUUGAUGAGCUCACUAAAAUGCUGCGUGCCGCCGGCGAAUACGAGGAGAGGAAGAUGAUUAGAGCGGCCAUCCGACAGAUCCGAGACGAACAGCAGCAAGGGACUGUGGAGAGGGUUAAAGCUCCCGGUCGCUGCCUGGAUCCUGAGAGCGUGGAGCCCCAGGGCAUCAUGGGAAUUGGAGAGACGGAGAAUCACAGUGAUCGAGAGCGCGUCAGAUCUCAGAUCCUGGAGUUGCAGCACGGCCAGCAGACGCAGCAGAGCAGAGAGUUGCAGAGAAGAGGCUCCAACUCAGGCAUGGUGUUGGUUCUCGAUGACCUGGUGAAGGAGGACGGCCCUGGAGCUCUGCCGAUCCAGCCUCAGAGAGAGGAUAUGACCGCAGAGCCCGACCUGGUUCUCUCUCACCGUCAGAGGUCAGACUCCUCGUCUUCAGAUCGCAGCAUGGCCUCGGUGCUGUCCAGGUCCAACCUGGAUUCUGUGGCCUCAGAGAACAGUCUGGGCUCAGCCUACAGAGCCCGGCUUGACUCUGGAGCCUCCGACAGGAGUCUGGGUUCCUCUCAGCGUGCUCGGCUGGACUCCGGGGCAUCCGAGCAAAGUGUCAGCUCCCUGUCCAAAGUCAGACAGAGACUUGGCUCAGAUGUCUCCGACUCCGGCGUCCGACCCCGUCUGGGCUCUGGGGCUUCUGACUGUAUUGGUCCUUUGUCAAGGGAACGGACUGACUCCAGGACGUCUGAACUGAGUGUGAGUAUGUCGUCUGAGGGGAGAAGUCCAGGGGAGGAGGUGGAUGUGGCCAUGAGUGGUUCAUCCGACAGCACAGAUUCAGAAAGCGAGAGCAAAAGUCAGGAACCCGCCAGUCUCAACGCUCCGUCCAGCCAGGAUAGCAACAAUGAUGAGGAGCAGCCUGAUGGGGCCAAUUUAUCUCGGAGCAAACCUGCAAAUGGGCUGCUCAGUGACAGCAUGAAGGGGCUGAACGACUUCAAGAAACAAAAGAUAACAGAUAACAGGGAUCUUCUUCUCCCUCAUGACCAAGCAAAGGAUUCUGCACCUGAGAAGAAUGAAGCUGUAUUGGGACAAUUCUACAAGACCAACUCUGUACGUGAUCGAAUGCGCAAGUUCACAGAGUCCGGCCAGAGCCCGAGCAUCACACCUUUGAAGAGAGCUCCUGUGAGGAACGGCACGAGCUUCUCCAGAGCCACUGAUCGCUUCACACACACAGCAGCAUCCCUCGGCACAUCUGGAGACUCCACAUCUGUCGCAUCUCAAAGUCAGGCUGCACCUCAGCCAAGAGGAGGGGCUAGCAAACCUCUGUCUGCAGCUGACCAAUCGCUGAACUCCGUGGGUGGGACGAGGCAUCCAGCUGAAAAAGAUGUGCAUGCCUACAGUAACUCAAAGGAGGACAGCACCCAAGGGAGAGCAGCCGGACAGCAGGUCACCCAGGGAGAGGCAGACCCGGACAUGAAGACUUUCCUCACCAUUGAGAUCAAGGAUGGGCGCACCACCACCACCUCCUCUACAUCCACCCCCAGGGGCAACAUCGUCCCCAUCACCAACAUGACUCCACGCAUUGCCACCAAUGCAUUGGGGCAGAGACCAGAGUUGACCCUUGGCCUCAGAGCAACGCCAUUCAAGAUCUCCUCUUCCAGCCUCUCCUCUGGAUCAUCCAUCAAGAUCGAGACUGAGCCGGUUAUGGCCUCUGAGCCGGUGUUUUCAUCUGGACCGUCUGUCCAGGUGCCGUGUCAGGUCCCAGCCAUCCCCAACGGCUCCAGCGCUCAGGCCAAACCCGCCGAGCGCUCCGGAAAGCUGACAGACGAACAGCUGGCUGCCAUCGAGGAUGAAGAGCUCCUUGACAAAAUGCUCGAUGAGUCAAAAGACUUUGAGGAGAGGAAGAUGAUCCGUGCAGCCAUGCGGGACCUUCGCAAGAGAAAGAGAGAGGCCAUGCUGGGAUGCACUCAGGAGGAAAUAGACCAAAGAGAGAAGGAGCGCGAGACCCGUCUGCAAGACCUCCGGCAGCAGAGAGAGGAGCGUUCACAGAAAGGGCGCGCCGGGGUCGGAGCAGGAGAGAUGGUGAUGAGGAAGGUGGAGAAGUCUACAGAUGGCUCCACUCUGAGUCAAGUCACCAAGACGAACCGCUUUGCCCAGUCUGAUGAUGGGAGCAGGUUGUCUCGCAGCACUGUCAUGGAGGCCAGUUAUGUGCAGAAAACAGACAGAGGGACGGUCCAGUCCAAAUCAUACAGCUUCUCGUCUUCCUCUUCCUCUUCCUCCUCUAACACAAGCAAAAAAGUGGGCAGUGUCUUUGACCGCGAGGAUGACACAUCGGCUCGGAGCGGCAGCGGCGGUCUGGCCGCCAUGGAGCGACGGCAGGCGGAGAAACGCAAGGAGCUGAUGAGGGCACAGACUCUGCCCAAGACUUCUGCCAUGCAGGCCCGCAAAGCCAUGAUAGAGAAGCUGGAGAAGGAGGGAGGCGGUCCGGGAAACCAGGCGGUCGCCAAGGUAAACAAGGUGCAGCGUUCCACCAGCUUCGGAGUGCCCAACGCAAACUCCAUCAAGCAGAUGCUGCUCGACUGGUGCCGCGCCAAGACGCGCUCAUAUGAGCACGUGAAUAUUCAAAACUUUUCAUCCAGCUGGAGCAACGGCAUGGCGUUCUGUGCCCUCGUGCACCAUUUCUUCCCCGAUGCCUUUGACUACGACUCGCUGAGCCCCAGCAACCGCAGGCAAAACUUUGAGGUGGCCUUCGAUGCUGCAGAGACAUGGGUCAACUGCAUGCCUCUGCUGGAAGUGGAGGACAUGAUGAUCAUGGGCAACAAACCCGACUCCAAGUGCGUCUUCACCUACGUUCAGUCUCUGGUCAACCACCUGCGCAGAUACGAGAUGUCCAUGGGUCGGCCCUGUGACCUCUGUGUUCCGUGAGCGAGUGCCGUGCCACCCCCACCGGAUGGCCGUCUCCACUCUGGGCUGGGUCACAGAGUUUGUACAUCUCCAAUUGGACAAGUUGGAGAUAAUGUGUGUGUGUAAAUACGUGUGUGUGUGUGUGUGUGUGUUUGAGUGUUUUUGUGUGUCGGUUUAUCUAUGUUGGCAGAGGUGAUGUGUAUUCAAUCUUUCUGUUCUCCUCUGGACACACCUCCCUCACACUAGAGGGCGCUAAGGUUUUUAUGAGUUAGACGACAACCUUUUAAAGCUUUAAAAUGUUGAAAACCUUUUGUACUGAAAACACACCUUUUGUGUCAGGUGAUAUUUAACAUACAGUAGCGGUGUCACUAAGCUAGUGUACUUUAAAACACCAAGAGAAAAAAUAAUAUUUCAUAUUAUAUAUAUAUUUACAGUAUAUAUAAUAUGUAAUAUUUAUUAUAUAUUUUUAACAUUUACCAUUUAAAUUAUUUUAAGUGACAUGUUUCUCUGCUACACAUUUGUUAAAUUGGUCAUUUGUUAGCAUUGCUGUUUGUUAUUCCACUGAAGCAGAAAAAUACACCCAGUCCAAUAUACAAUGCAUUAUUUGGUUUUCAUUUUGGUACUUUUAAACUUUGACCAAAGUCUGGUUGCUUGAAGUAUUUUAAUUAUUGUUAUUAUUAUUCUUACCUUGACAUAACCAAUUAUCAUAGAACUAUUUAAUGCAUGAGCACCGGGUUGUUUUCUCUUCUUUGUUCUAACAGAUCCAACAUUGUCUUGCUGUUGUGUUUGAGUUCAGUGCCGAGUUUUCGUACAUUUCUGAACUCUGUAGUGCUACUGAGAACGUGUUUAAGUUUUUUGAACAUUGCGUCCCUCCUGUACUGUACCAUCAUCAGAUUCUAAAUGCUCGCAGUUCAACAUGUUUAUUUAAUUUAAUUGAAGAAGACCGUAGGAGUGGGUUUCAAGCUGAUAUCAUAGAACUGAACUGUAUGGUUACUCGAUGUUUCAUUCUGCUCGACUGGCAGCGUGUGGAACUGUCGUUUCCAUCAUCUACCAGCAUCACUGCCACACUUCACCCAACACAUUCACACUCAGCUCGUUCAGAGGGCUCCUUAUUUAUGCUUGGAUAGAUUUGUUUUAUAUAUAUAUCAUUUUUUAAAUGUUAGUGUGUACAUUUCACUUUAAAUAAAUGGUUUUAAGUGAGGUCAGUAAUCUGAAGCUAUGACCGUAUUUUGUGAAACAAUAUUGGCGUCACUUUGUGGUUCACAGGCCUGAUGAAAGCCGGCUUUCAAUUUCAACACGAGUAACCAAGACUGAACUUUUCUGCCAAGUGUAUAUUUCACGACAUGAAGCCAUGGAUUUUUAAUCUGCUUGUAAAAUAAAUUUUCCUUUUUUGAGAAAA